AUGAGCGUGAACGACGAAGGUUUGAUCCUGAUUUCGCUUUGGUGCGUUAACCUAAUGUGGCUCAAGCUCCAUGGAUGCUGUGAGAUAAUGGAGGUAGGAAUGGCCGCUGUUGGCGAAAACUACAAGGCGUUGAAGAAGCUAUCUUGCGCUUCGUGCGUGUUCGGCAUUAAGGGAAUCAACGCUGUCGUUAGCCGUUGCCAGGGUUUGGAAGAGCUCUCCGUUAAGCGGCUGCAUGGGGCCCACGAUGGCGAGGAGGUGGUUGGUUUCGGAACGACGUUGGUGACUUCUGUUUACUUAAAGGAGAUCGAUGACACCCUUGAGAAGAUUGGGAACCUCCAUGCUGCAUUAGUUGAUGUUCACCUUGAGAAGAUUCAAGUUAGCGAUGUGGGUCUUGUGGGUUUGUGUAAGUGUUUGAGUUUGGACACUUUGCACAUUGUGAAAAUCGCUGAGUGUUCAAAUGUGGGUCUCAAUCUAGUUGCUGAGAACCGCAGGAUGUUGAGGAAGCUUCACGUUGAUGGGUGGAGAACCAAUAGGAUUGGUGAUAAUGGUUUGAUUUUUUUUGCCAAACAUUGCAUUAACUUGCAGGAACUUGCUUUGAUUGGUAUCUAUCCAACAUCUUCGAGCCUUGAGGCAAUUACUUCCAAAUGCAAGGAUUUGGAGAGGUUGGCACUUUGUGGGCUUAAUACCGUUGGUGAUGCUGAGAUUUAG
Molecule: messenger RNA, 708 nt
Organism: Arachis duranensis
Lineage: Eukaryota; Viridiplantae; Streptophyta; Magnoliopsida; Fabales; Fabaceae
Product: F-box/LRR-repeat protein 16-like
Exons: 2
Coding region: 1-708 (235 amino acids)
Biological process (GO): SCF-dependent proteasomal ubiquitin-dependent protein catabolic process
Cellular component (GO): SCF ubiquitin ligase complex
Source: RefSeq, a predicted model, not a curated record